Messenger RNA from Capsicum annuum, 1674 nucleotides. RefSeq names its product queuine tRNA-ribosyltransferase accessory subunit 2. The record is from RefSeq and is a predicted model, not a curated record. Gene Ontology annotation, molecular function: tRNA-guanosine(34) queuine transglycosylase activity. Lineage: Eukaryota; Viridiplantae; Streptophyta; Magnoliopsida; Solanales; Solanaceae. The coding region runs from base 292 to 1503 and encodes 403 amino acids. The transcript has 10 exons.
GGGCCCGUGCUAGCUCGAGCUCCGCCAUAUCUAGUAGUUUAGAAGUAUUUGUAAGAUUGUAAAUUGUUCAAUUACAAUAUUUUAUAAUUAAAUUGCUACCUUCAAUAUAAACUUGUUUGGAUCAGUCGAAAAUGGAAAGUGUUUACAUAUGUUGAAAGUGAGGGACCAUUAAUGGUAAUUAGGCGUAAUAUUGGAUUUGUUACUUAAUUUUUUAAUUUUUUUUUGGGGUUUAACGCGCUCCCGGGAAGCAAACUUUGUCUACACCGCCGGCAAGGAAGAGAAGGAGAGAGAAUGAAGUUCGUUGUAAAGGCAUGGAGCAACGGCAAAGCCCGAGGUGGUGUUCUUCAAUGCCCUCAGCAGAUAGAGACACCUGCUCUCCUCCUUACAACUCGCAAAGGCUUGCCUGUUUUCAUCCCUCCUGAUCAUCUCCUCUCUCUCCCUUCCCCUGAUUCUAACCUCCUCCACUUCAGUCCCCUUCACUUCUUGGAAGGCAUUUCCCUGAAAGCAAUCUCAAACACUGGAGGGCUGCAUUCAUUGCUUGGUUUACGUGAUCAUAUACUGGUAGCUGUGCCAAGGGAUUCUAUUAUAUCUAUUCCAGACCAUGACAGUACUAACAGGAUUGGAGCUUCCUUUGAAACUCCUUGUGGUCGUAUGUUGAUUAAGCCUGCAGACUACAUGGAAAUGAUUUCUUCAAUGAGGCCAAAUUUAUGGAUCACUUUAGCUGAUGAAGUUCCUGCUUGGGCUUCUGAAAAGAGGAACAAAGCCUCAGUUGAACGUACACUAAAAUGGCUUGAUGAAUGCAUCAAUUCAAACUCGACAGACGGAGCAGUGUUUGGAUCUGUUGUUGGAGGCUCUAGGGUGGAGCAGCGCCGACGUUGUGCUCAAGAAGUUGCUAGGAGGAAUGUAGAAGGUUUUUGGAUUGGUGGAUUUGGACUAGGUGAGAGCAUGGAAGAGCGCAAUCCCCUCCUUAGAGCUGUUGUGGAUAGUUUACCUGAAGAAAAGCCACGUCUCAUAAGUGGACUUGGACUACCAGAAGAGGUCUUGCAAGGUGUUGCUGCAGGUGUUGAUAUAUUUGAUUCCACUUACAUCUACCAUCUCACACUAGGAGGCUUUGCUCUCACCUUUCCUCUUGAAAUGAUAGACACACAAAUUACAACAUAUCAACCAAACAGUAUUUCAGGAUAUGAUGGCAUAAAGAUAAAUUUGAAAGCAACAAUGUAUAUGAAGGAUAUAUCUCCUAUCGUCGAUGAUUGCAAGUGUUAUACAUGCCAAAAUCAUACAAAAGCAUACAUCAAUCACCUUCUCAAUGUCCAUGAGAUGCUGGCACAUGUUCUGUUGGAAAUACACAACACGCAUCAUUUUCUGGGAUUCUUCCGCUCUAUCAGAGAGGCAAUUCAAGAAGGAAAGUUCGAGCAAUUUCGACAGAAAUUCAUAGGAAGUAGGCAUGAACAUCUCUUUUCUGCUGCUUUAAGCGACCAACUUGACAUUUCUGUGCAAGAUUAGAUUUAAGGCACAGCUUUUAAGAGAAAAUUGCUGUUUUCUGAUUGACAUCUUUUCAUAUGCCUGUGGGCGAUGCAAUUUUAUUAUAUUUAAAUCCGUACAAAAUUCGGAUUAUAUUAAAUUUAAAAUAUAUUAGUCCCAAAUAAAUAUUGCGGGUUAAUAUAAUUGAAUUAG